This is a messenger RNA of Microsporum canis CBS 113480, 1227 nucleotides long. Its product is annotated as glycolipid 2-alpha-mannosyltransferase. Gene Ontology annotation, molecular function: alpha-1,2-mannosyltransferase activity. The record is from RefSeq and is a predicted model, not a curated record. Bases 1 to 1227 code for a protein of 408 amino acids. Gene Ontology annotation, cellular component: Golgi apparatus; membrane. The transcript is spliced from 4 exons. NCBI's taxonomy places the organism in Eukaryota, Fungi, Ascomycota, Eurotiomycetes, Onygenales, Arthrodermataceae. Gene Ontology annotation, biological process: protein N-linked glycosylation; cell wall mannoprotein biosynthetic process; protein O-linked glycosylation.
AUGAAUGCAACCCAGGGCAAGUACCUGCGGUACAUCCUCUUUGCAAUCUUGGCAGGCGAUCUUGGACUAUCCUACCCCAAAACGGGCGAACAAAGCGCCUCGGCUCCGGCAGGUGCCCCUCCUGCUGUUCCUCCUUCACCCCAAGAACCUCCCAAGCAACAACCUCCAAAGCAACAGCCUCCCAAGCAAGACGAUCCCAAGCCAGCCACUCCAAAUCCACCUGUAGCGAACCCGCCAGUGCCAGCCUACGAAAGAGUGAAUGCAACCUUCGUGACAUUGGCACGAAACUCGGAUAUAUGGGAAAUUGCAAAGUCCAUUCGCCAGGUGGAAGACCGUUUCAACAAAGACUACCAUUAUGACUGGGUAUUCUUAAACGAUGCCGAAUUCUCAGAGGAGUUCAAGAAGUUCACGACCAAGCUGGUAUCCGGAAAGACCCACUAUGGUCUCAUUCCAAAGGAGCAUUGGUCAUACCCAGACUGGAUCGACCAGAACAAGGCUGCGGAAACCAGGAAGGCGAUGAAGGCUAAAGAAGUCAUUUACGGAGACUCUGAAAGCUACAGGCACAUGUGCCGCUAUGAGUCUGGAUUCUUUUUCCGACACGAACUCAUGCUUCAAUUUGACUACUAUUGGCGUGUAGAGCCCAGCAUAGAAUACUUCUGUGACAUUCAUUUCGACCCCUUCAAGUUCAUGAGGGACAAUAACAAGAAGUACAGCUUCGUCAUUAGUUUGCCAGAGUACCAAGCAACUAUCGAGACCCUCUGGAAGACUUCCAAGAAAUUCAUCGACCAGUUCCCAGAGCACAUCGCAGAGGAUAACAACUUGGAUUUCAUAAGCAAUGACGGUGGCAAUUCUUAUAAUCUGUGCCAUUUCUGGUCUAACUUUGAAGUCGGUGAUUUGAAUUUCUUCCGCUCGCAAAAGUACCUUGAUUUCUUCAAUCUUCUGGAUCAGGAGGGUGGCUUUUUCUACGAAAGAUGGGGUGAUGCCCCUGUCCACUCCAUCGCCGUCGCCCUGAUGUUACGUAAGGACGAGGUACAGUUCUUCAACGAUAUCGCAUAUAGACAUGUACCAUUCGUCCACUGUCCAACCGGAGAGCAAACCAGACUAGAUCUGAAAUGCCAUUGUAAUCCAGCGGAUAACUUCGAUUGGAAGGGUUAUUCAUGCACGUCUCGUUUCUUUGAUGUGAACAAGUUGAAGAAACCUGCCGGCUGGGAGCUUGAGAGAAACUGA